Nomascus leucogenys (northern white-cheeked gibbon) is the source of this 987-nucleotide messenger RNA. The record is from RefSeq and is a predicted model, not a curated record. Lineage: Eukaryota; Metazoa; Chordata; Mammalia; Primates; Hylobatidae.
AUGCGAGCUUAUAAGGGGCCUUGGUUUAAUUGGAUCCCAUUUGUAGCCCUUCACUUGUUGCUUCACAGAGAGAUGGUAGAGUGCUUCAACAAGAUUUCGAGAGACGCUGACUGUCGGGCGGUGGUGAUCUCUGGUGCAGGAAAAAUGUUCACUGCAGGUAUUGACCUGAUGGACAUGGCUUCGGACAUCCUGCAGCCCGAAGGAGAUGAUGUGGCCCGGAUCAGCUGGUACCUCCGUGACAUCAUCACUCGAUACCAGGAGACAUUCAGCGUCAUCGAGAAGUGCCCCAAGCCCGUGAUUGCUGCCGUCCACGGGGGCUGCAUUGGUGGAGGUGUGGACCUCGUCACCGCCUGUGACAUCCGGUACUGUGCCCAGGAUGCCUUCUUCCAGGUGAAGGAGGUGGACGUGGGUUUGGCUGCCGAUGUAGGAACACUGCAGCGCCUGCCCAAGGUCAUCGGGAACCAGAGCCUGGUCAAUGAGCUGGCCUUCACCGCCCGCAAGAUGAUGGCUGAUGAAGCCCUGGGCAGCAGGCUGGUCAGCCGGGUGUUCCCAGACAAGGAGGUCAUGCUUGAUGCUGCCUUAGCGCUGGCGGCUGAGAUUUCCAGCAAGAGCCCCGUGGCGGUGCAGAGCACCAAGGUCAACCUGCUCUAUUCCCGUGGCCAUUCGGUGGCCGAGAGCCUCAACUACGUGGCGUCCUGGAACAUGAGCAUGCUGCAGACCCAGGACCUCAUGAAGUCGGUCCAGGCCACGACUGAGAACAAGGAACUGAAAAGCGUCACCUUCUCCAAGCUCUGAGAGCCCUCGUGUCCCAGGUCCCAGCCAGGGGGCUGGCCUUGUCCCGCCUCAUCCGCAGAAAGGGAGGAUGGGCGAUGACAGUUGUCUCUAUGCCUUCUUGCCCAGUCUCCCAGUUUAUAACUUUAUGACAAUGAGUUUCUCAAGGCCCAAGGCCUUAUCUUCACCCCACAAACAAUAAAGCACAGUAAAGAA